AUGAAUAUCAGUAACACCACUGUCAUGCCAAAUACAACUAACUCAAAUUCGAAUAUCUUCACUUUUAUGGGCUAUUAUUGCCUAUUAAUAGUCAUACUCGGUACAAUAUUCAAUCUCUGCACAUUCGCUGUCCUGUGUCGAUCAGUGUUUCGGAAUACUCAGGCUCGUCCAAUGAUCCACUAUAUGCGUGCAAUAGCAAUCAUCGAUUUUCUUGGUCUGUACGGAUGGACUCUCGAUACUUAUUUCAAUACCAUCUAUGGAUUUACACUGAAAAAUUUGUAUACAGUUGCAUCGUGUAAAUUCUCUAUGUUUUUCAACUAUUGGACACUGCAGAUCUCGGCAUGGCUGCAUGUUUUUGUUUGUUUUGAUCGAUAUUUGUUUAUGAGUCGAAUACAACCAAAUACAUGGUUCAAUCGAUCAAAAAGCGUCCUGAUCAUCAUUGGUUGUAUCAUCGGAAUCUUUUUCCUUUCAAACUUCCCGAUUUUAUUAUUCAUUUGUUACAGAAACACUGAUGGACACAUCGUUAUAGACUCUCAACUGGUCAAUAUGCUUUUCAUAUUCCAACACAUACAUUUAUGGAUGUAUGAUUUGAUUCCAUCAACAUUGAUUUUAUUAUUCAAUGUUAUUUCGAUCCGUCAUCUUUACAGACUACGACGAACAACAACCAUAAGGAAUUCGAAAAUCCGUCAUCGACCAAUUACAAUCACUCUCAUCAUCACAAGUUUUCUAUACGUGGUAACACGAACACCGUCUACGGUGGUCUACUCUUAUUUCUCUGAUACUGUUUCUGCAACUCAGUGGGGUCGUGGUUUAAACAUUGCACUCAAUUUGCUUCUAUACACAUUUCCUGUUCUGAAUUUUCCAAUCUAUUUUAUGACAUUCACUGAAUUUCGGCAGAAUUUGCUCAAUUUCAUACGAAGAAGGGUGUGA
Molecule: messenger RNA, 930 nt
Organism: Adineta ricciae
Lineage: Eukaryota; Metazoa; Rotifera; Eurotatoria; Adinetida; Adinetidae
Source: the annotation of a GenBank genome assembly